Messenger RNA from Alternaria hordeiaustralica, 1479 nucleotides. RefSeq lists its product as uncharacterized. The record is from RefSeq and is a predicted model, not a curated record. The coding region runs from base 1 to 1479 and encodes 492 amino acids. The transcript has a single exon. Lineage: Eukaryota; Fungi; Ascomycota; Dothideomycetes; Pleosporales; Pleosporaceae.
AUGAGUUCAACACAAACCCACGAUGAUGACACACUACAGGUAACUGCUGGGCAGUCACCCAGGGGUAUCGGGUAUCUACCACCAGAGCUGCUUCUGAAAAUCGCCGACUUCGCUGCAGUCACCGAUGCGAACUCCAAGAAAGUUCUCUGCAAGCUCUGUCUAGUCAAGCCUCUCAACCCAACCGCGACGGAAGCGCUUUACGCCAACAUUCAUGCCGGUGCCGACUUCAACCCCGUCCUUCUUAUACGAACCCUCCUCAGCCACCCCUCUCUCGCCGCCCUGGUGCGCUCGCUCAAGCUAAAUGCAGUCUGGAACGGAUAUCGGAACCAGAAGUACCGAAUAGCGGUAUUGAACAGCGAUGACCCCAACACCCCUCCAGUAACCCUCGAAGACUUGCAGGGUUUGACUACAGACCCCGUCGUUAAACGGCUACUGCAAGCUCCAGAUAUUCACUUCGGGGCUGCAGCGUGUGCAUUGCUAUAUCUCCACACACCAAAUAUACAUACUCUGAAGUAUGCCGUGGAAGGCCACUACCGCAAACUCAAGCUCCCAGAGCUCUCCAUCAUGGUAUCCACGCGACCAUGGGAAAUCCCCUUUCUCCCCGGGCCGCUCUUACAGACGCCACCAACCUACAACCUCCUCAAAAACGUCACCAUCCGAACCCCCCACGUAGACAUCGACCGCAUCGCAAAGCUCCUCCAACUACCCAACCUACACCAACUAGAAGUCUGGAACCUGCGCGAACUUCAGCCCCGUCAUUCCUGGCACUGGGACGCCGCCCUAUUCCCCGACCACACAUCCACGGUCCGCCAUCUCACUCUGCGCGGCGGCUACCUGCACGUCGACGUCUUGAGUCUAGUGAUACGGUGCUGCAAGUCGCUGUCACAUUUUGCUUAUCACAUGGCACGGAAUCAUAAUCAUAGGUUUCAGCUGUGGACCAAGUUCGAUAGGCCGACGACUAUUCACUUCGGCGUUGUUGUUGACGCGCUAAGGACACAUCGGGAGACGCUGCGGCACCUGGCGCUGUAUAACACGGGGGCGACGGAUAGGCGUGUGGCUCCGAACUGGAUCCCUGCGUCACUCGCUGACUUGUACAAGCUUGAGAGCUUGUGUGUGGAUGCUAGUGUCGUCUUUCCCCGCUACGCAUGGGGUAGGCUGAAAGAUCUACUUCCUGCUUCGCUCAAGCGACUGCAUCUCCUGCAUACCUGGUACGAGCUAAUGACAGACUGCGUGUUUGUGAGCGGCGCGUUGUAUAAGAUGUAUGAUAGAUACCUGUUCCCUCAUCUGAGCUUCGUGGAGAUUGAGGUGAACAGGGAGUUUUGGCGUUGGGCGGAGGAAGUGGAGAAGGAGGAUGAGGGGUUUGUGUAUAGGGCGUCGGCUGUUAAGGCGUUGAGGGAGAAGGGGGUUAGGGCUGUUUAUAGGAAUAGGGAGGAUAUGGGGAGUGAGUGGGCGGUUGUUCGGGGGUGGGACGGGGAGUGA